ACUACGAUUACAGAAAAAACGUAAACAUUAUAUUUUAUGCGAUUCCAAUAAAGUAAUUGCAGUUAUGCCAACUAACGUCAACCAAUCGCUUGUAAAAGUGUUCGCCUGCUAAGAUGAAUAGCCACGGCGCCAGCAAAGUUGUUGCUACUCUCCGGGCAGAUGGCCAUGUCUACCCCAUGGAAAACUCCAACUUGAUGCACUACGAGAUUCGCACUGAAGGAGAAGUUCAGCAAAAGAAGGGCAACCUUCUUCCCGCCACAUGCGUGGACCUGGGCAAGCAGCUGCUGCAGUGCGCCAGGGACAGUGAUGUAUCUGGUGUCAAGACUGCGUUGGCACAUGGAGCGCCCUUUGCGUCCGACUGGCUCGGUAUGUCGGCGCUGCAUUUCGCCGCCAUGAACAACCAGCUAGAGAUUUGCGAGAUCCUGCUCCAGGGAGGCAUCAACAUGGACGCCAAGACCAAGGUGGACCGGACCCCCCUACACCUAGCCUGCUACUACGGACACGAGCGGGUGGUCAGCCUGCUGCUAGCUCUCAAGUGCAGCGUCAACUCCCGCGAUAUGCUUCGCAUGACCCCGCUCCAUUGGGCCGUCGAGAAGGGGCACAAGGGCAUUGUGCGCCUGUUGCUUAAGUGUCAGGCAGAUGUCGCCUUGGUUUCCAAGUUUGGCAAGACACCGAUCGGACUGGCCGUUUACACAGAACAGGCAGAUGUGCUGGCAGAACUCGAAGCGGCGCGACAGGCGCAGGCUAGUAAAAAGUUCAACGAGGAAACGGAGCGACUAACGCAUAAGAGUAAAAAAGAAACCAGCGAGGCCGUGAACUCAAUAAUGGAUGAGCCAGAAGUUGCUAAAAACCUUAAUGACCGAGAAAUGUCAGUUGAAGAACGAAUGGAUGUCCUGGAAAACCUGCGAGGGCAUACCAAUGUGCUGGGUAACUCUGCGCUUAACAUGCUGAAGUCGCACGGAAUAGCAGACAUGGUGCAGGAAAACGAUGACGAGGCCUCGAAAGAAAUGCUAAACACGGCGUUGCAAAAUGGGCGCCAACUUGUCCUCUCCGAAGGUGGACGUAUGCUACUGCACGAAACAAAAGCGGGCAUUAACGGCAGGCAAUCAGUAAACGGCAAUGUCAGGCCCCCAGUCGUGGCUCUCCGCCCGAAUGUCAAUAACUCUCCUCCCCAGAAGAUUCGCAUGAAUGUCAUCAAGCAAAAAGAUCUUCCGUCUCCGGCGGGGGUUACCAAGAACAAGAAUAUACGCAUAAUCUCGUUGACUGAUUUCAAGAAGCUCUGCGGAUCGGACAGUCAAGCAAAAGCCCUACAAAAAAUACCCGCAUCGUUGGCAAGCUCUGGAAUGGUACGUCAGCUACCCGAUGGCACCAAGCUAGUCAACAUGCGCCAGCUGCAGGCAAGACAGUUAAAGCUUCCUUCCCUGCAAAGGCCCCUGGAGCCCACCACCAUAUUAGAAGAGUCACACGGACCCAGCGAACCCGUGGCUCAAUCUACACUGCCAGCGAAUAAUCCUGCGUCCGGCAGUUCACUCAGAGGGCAGGUGGGCACCGUGCAGACAAUACAGCUGCGGCCCUCGCAUUCGGCAGGAUCUGGACAAGUGCCAACGAACAACGGGCUGACACCCAGCAAACCAUUUGUUAGUGCGACAAAGCUGCCAUCGGCAAAAUCUCCAAACGUGAUGCCACUCCUAACGUCUUCCGAGAUUUGUCGUCAACUGCACGAGCUGCGGCGCCAAAACGAAGAACUGCGUCGGCGGGCAGACUCCUUUCAGCGGGAAAAGGAGGAGAUGCUGAGGCGCAUCGACCGACUGGAGCAGAUGGUGCUAGUUCGAGAGUCGGAGGCAGAUAUUGAUUUUGGGGACGACGGUUAACUAGAUCUAAGAUAGGAUUAUUGUAAAUACGUUAAGGUAGGUGUAAGAAAAAGUUAUUCAUAUACCGUUAAGUGCAUUUGUUAAUCCGCUCAGUAAGCGGAGGAUUUCAUAACAAUAUCAGAACCGUAUUAACUUAAAUGUUAAAAAUAAGUGCAACAGGUUUCGACAUUUAGUAAUCUACCUUAAAAUGCAUUUUUAGUCGA
Drosophila subpulchrella is the source of this 2074-nucleotide messenger RNA. RefSeq names its product GA-binding protein subunit beta-1 (gene Atac3). Gene Ontology annotation, biological process: positive regulation of transcription by RNA polymerase II. Bases 114 to 1871 code for a protein of 585 amino acids. Gene Ontology annotation, molecular function: transcription cis-regulatory region binding; protein binding. The transcript has 9 exons. The record is from RefSeq and is a predicted model, not a curated record. NCBI's taxonomy places the organism in Eukaryota, Metazoa, Arthropoda, Insecta, Diptera, Drosophilidae. Gene Ontology annotation, cellular component: nucleus.